Messenger RNA from Zymoseptoria tritici IPO323, 1725 nucleotides. Its product is annotated as putative major facilitator superfamily transporter. The transcript has 5 exons. Gene Ontology annotation, biological process: basic amino acid transport; transmembrane transport. The record is from RefSeq and is a predicted model, not a curated record. Lineage: Eukaryota; Fungi; Ascomycota; Dothideomycetes; Mycosphaerellales; Mycosphaerellaceae. Gene Ontology annotation, cellular component: fungal-type vacuole membrane. Gene Ontology annotation, molecular function: basic amino acid transmembrane transporter activity. Bases 1 to 1725 code for a protein of 574 amino acids.
AUGGCUGUCGCGGACCAAGAUAGUGUGGCUUCCCGUGAGCCCAGCCAAGACAUGAAGGGAGAUCAAGAUUCUGGUUUCCGGGACGUGAACGACGAGGCCACCCCUCUGCUCACAGAUACAUCACGGCAAUCGGAGUACAAGACCAUAAGGCAACGACCAGAGGACGAAUCGAACACAGACCCGGACUCGUUGGAACAAUGUCUCUCGCCCGGUCCGCAAGUACCAACAUCAGUGUGGGCCACCAUAUCGGUCUUACUCCUCGGAGUCUUUGUCUGCAACGCGGAUUCGACGCUGGUCCUCGCAACAUACGGCGUUGUUGCAUCCGACUUCGACGACCUGGAGUCCGGCUCAUGGCUGGUAUCGGCUUUCAUCCUGGCACAGUGCGUAGCUCAGCCCUUGUAUGGGAAGCUCAGCGACAUCUACGGCCGCAAAGCUUGUCUACAGGUAUCCUAUAUCAUGUUCGCCGUCGGAACAGCUGUUGUUGGCAUGGGACAGUCGAUGCCGCAGGUCAUUUGUGGGAGAGCCAUACAAGGAGCGGCUGCGGCUGGAAUGACUGGUAUGGUUUCUAUCAUCAUCACUGACCUGGUGCCUCUCAACGAAGUGGCGUCUUUGCGGAGUUAUGCGAAUAUCUCGGCGACAACAGGGCGGAGUUGUGGAGGUGUGAUUGGAGGUGCUUUGACACAGGCACUGGGCUGGAGAUGGGCAUUCUUGGUGCAGGUUCCCGUUGUGUUGCUCACCAGCGCUCUGGUGCAGUGGCGACUCGAUCUCCCAGCCAAGCACGAUCCAAGCCAGACGAGCUGGCAGAAACUCUGCCGCAUCGAUUUUACCGGCUCCAUCUUCCUGAGUGCAGUCAUAUUUUCUGCAUGUUUCAUCCUCGACAUGGGCGGGCAAAAGUUUGCCUGGAACUCCAUCGUCAUCAUUGGCAUGGCAAUUGUGUUCGUGAUCUCCUGCAUCGCCUUCACCAUUUCCGCGAAGCUCGUUGCCGAGCCAAUAUUCCCAAUACGGCUCUGGACGCAAUACGCCGCGGUAACGAACUACAUGGUGAUCUUGUUACAAACGAUGGGCCAGUUCUCACUGAUAUCGAUGAUCCCGCUGUACUUUCAAGCCACGAACCGGUCCUCUCCAGCAGCAGCGGGCGCAUAUCUGAUUCCGUCCUUCGCGGGCAACUUGAUCGGAGGGCUGAUCGCUGGAUACUGGAUCAAGCGGACUGGAUGGUACAAGGUGCCCACCGUAAUGGGACCUGCGAUGUGUGUUCUGACCAUGUUGUUGUGUUACUUUACCUGGCACGGACACACCACGGUCCUGCAGGACUUGGCCAUACUCCCGGGAGGAUUCGCAGCAGGUCUGGUGGGCAGCUCGACGUUUGUUGGCUUAGCGGCUGGCGUGGCGAAAGAGGACCUGGCCAUUGCGACUUCGGCCGCUUACUUGUUCUUUUCGAUCGGAGGGAUCGCAGCUAUCAGUUCUUCAGCAGCAGUCUAUCAGAAUGCUCUCAAAUUUGGUCUUGAACGGAGGCUCGACGGAGUCGAGGGAGGAUCGCAGAUUAUGCGACGGGCACUCGGAGACAUCAAAUACAUUCAGCAUGCGAGUGAUGAUAUCCGGGAGCUGGUCCUGCCGGCGUUUGUGCAUGCCUUUCAUCAGGUCAAUUUGAUGUCCCUUGGAUGCGCAUGUGUCGGGCUCGUGAUAGCCAUCUUCUCGCAGCAGAAGUCUAUCCUCAAGAGUCAAUAG